AUGACUGCCGUCACUCCCUCCACGUCGCCCAUGAAGGGCAAGCCCGAUUUCUCGCUACCAAUGCCACCCCCUCUACUUCAUACUCGUUCUGGUAACGAAAUCUACGAUACUGGGCCCCAUACGCCCACCAGUGCAGGCUUCACGUCUCCAUAUGCAACACCACAGGGCAGCCCAAGCAAGAGUCGGCUACCUCCAGGAGCUACUGAACUACCCAAUGCUUUCGAUAGUGCGAUGAAACUUGGCCCUACCAGCCCAAUCAAAGCUAGACAGCAACUUGCACCAAAUUCGCCAAAUAAAGCUGGAAGACAAGCGUUUGACGAGAGUCUGGCGGACAUUAGCUAUGGUCCAGAAUCGAGCUUUGCCCCAGGGAGUCCAUUGAAGAAGUCAGGAAAAGAGAAUACGCCGCCAGGCUUCAGGUCACCUAAACCUGGCACACCAACUCCAGCAGCGAUAUCUCGGCAGGAACUUUACCAGAGCCGAGAUGACUCGCGAACAAGAUCUCAACCGGCCCGUGGCUUGACUUCAGAAGAGUUGGAGCGAUGCCAACAACCGAAAGUCAAGCGGCUCGCGAACGUCACCCAGCUAUAUUUCCUCGACUAUUACUUUGAUCUCUUGAAUUAUGUCCAUCACCGUCAGGGUAGACAAGCUAUGUUCCAUCAGCAAUAUCCUCUUCCACCAGGGACAAAUGAAGAAGAAUACCAGGUAGCGAAAAACAAAUAUUUAGGGCGAGAGCGAGCAAAUCUACGAAAGCGACGCACAAGACUAAAGCAUGGAGAUUUCCAAACUCUCACUCAAGUUGGUCAAGGUGGAUACGGGCAGGUCUAUCUAGCAGCAAAGAAAGACACCAGAGAAGUCUGUGCGUUAAAAGUCAUGAGCAAGAAAUUGCUAUUCAAGCUGGACGAAGUCAGACACAUCCUGACUGAGAGAGACAUAUUGACGGCCGCGAAGAGUGAAUGGCUGGUCAAGCUACUUUAUGCAUUUCAAGAUGAGAAAAGCAUCUAUCUGGCUAUGGAGUACGUUCCAGGGGGUGACUUUCGCACUUUGCUCAACAAUACCGGUGUUCUCCACAAUCGUCACGCCCGUUUCUACAUCGCAGAAAUGUUCUGCUGCAUAGACGCCCUCCACCAGCUCGGCUACAUCCACCGGGACCUCAAGCCAGAAAAUUUCCUCAUCGACGCAACCGGGCACGUGAAGCUGACAGACUUCGGCCUCGCAGCCGGCAUGCUCUCCCCCCAAAAGUUCGAAUCCAUGCGCGUCAAGCUCGAGAAAGUCGGCGAAAUGUCCGUCCCCUUCGGCAUGGAAAAACGUAGCGCGGCCGAGCGUCGCGAAGGGUACCGUCACCUUCGCGACCGCGAGGUCAAUUACGCGAAGUCUAUCGUGGGUUCGCCAGACUAUAUGGCCCCGGAGGUGCUUCGCGGUGAAAAAUACGACUUCACAGUCGACUAUUGGUCACUGGGCUGCAUGCUCUAUGAAGCUCUGGCAGGCUACCCACCAUUCGCCGGCAGCACAAUUGACGAAACCUGGACGAACCUCAAGAACUGGGGACAAGUUCUUCGCGAGCCCGAAUUUGAAGACCGCAACUACUUCCUCUCCCCGCGCACAUGGGAUCUGAUCAAGCGGUGCAUCUCAGCCAAGAAAUCCCGCUUCAAGAACAUUCAGGAGAUCUACAAGCACGUCUAUUUCGCCGAAGUGGACUGGCAGCAUCUAAGGGAACAGCGCGCACCCUUCGUGCCCGAGCUCGAGGGCGAGACCGACGCCGGCUACUUCGACGAUUUCAGCAACGAGGCGGAUAUGGCGAAGUAUAAGGAGGUUCAUGACAAGCAGGCUGCACUGGAGCAGAUGGCAGAUCGGGACGAUCAGAUGGGCAAGAGUCUGUUCGUGGGGUUUACUUUCAAACACCGCAACCAAAACACGCAGAAAGCAGCACCAGGCAGCCCACGCAAGAACGUUCCUACAGACGCCUCAUUUGGAACAAUCUUCUAA
Messenger RNA from Bacidia gigantensis, 1983 nucleotides. RefSeq lists its product as uncharacterized. Gene Ontology annotation, cellular component: spindle pole body. The record is from RefSeq and is a predicted model, not a curated record. Gene Ontology annotation, biological process: intracellular signal transduction; peptidyl-serine phosphorylation. Lineage: Eukaryota; Fungi; Ascomycota; Lecanoromycetes; Lecanorales; Ramalinaceae. Gene Ontology annotation, molecular function: protein serine/threonine kinase activity; ATP binding. The coding region runs from base 1 to 1983 and encodes 660 amino acids. The transcript has 4 exons.